AUGGACUUGGUGCCAGACUUUGGCGCCACGAUGGGGCAUUUCCACGAUACCAAGGGGAACUUCAUAUUGAGGUUAGGAUCCCGCCCUGGCGCCGCCACGCUGCGGUGGUCAUCUCGAGUUCUGUUUCAUACGUCGCUUAAAGGUGUCACCACGGAGGACAUGGAUGGUGUCAGGCUUCAAUCAUGUACCAGAUGGAUUGCCCGACGCUUCUAUCGGAAACGCUCUACGCUACCUGGGCGGCUGCACUAUGACCUAUGGGCGGAUGGCUCUUUAAAAUUAGGAGUAAAAUCUGGCGCAGCAGCCAUGAUUUACCUCAACGGAGAACCUGUUGCCCAAGUAAAAACGAAUAGAGGACCAAUAGCGUGGAGCUGCCGGGCUGAAUCUAUCGCAUUGCAAGUUGGACUGCAGAAAUUGCUGGACAUCAUUCCCCGCCGCAACACUCGGCCGUGCAGAGUCUCUGUCUUCACGGAUUCCCUGUCACCCCUCAUGGCACUUCAAACAGGCCCCCUGACAGUCACAGACCCCAUAUUGCGAAUACUAUGGAACCUGUUAUUGGACCUUCAACACCGCAAGGCACGCAUACGGCUACAAUUUAUAUUUGGCCAUUGUGGCAUUGCAAAGAACGAGGCAUGUGAUAAGAAAGCCAAGACGGCCUCUGACCUACCACAGCGCGGGGAUACGUGGAUACCGGAUGUGGUUGCGCUGGUGAAAUGUCACACACGUAGCCAUCUGCCCAAACCAUCCGCCAACCGCUUCAGCAUCACAGGCCAUUGGAACCCGAGAUGCAAUGAUCCCAGCUUAACUCGAGAAGGGGGCGCAGCCCUGGCGUAUCUCACCGCUUCGGCCGGCUUCGGCGAGCAUUACAGCCCCUCACGCCACACAGAUAUAGGUGGUGUAACCCGAUAG
Trypanosoma grayi is the source of this 906-nucleotide messenger RNA. Its product is annotated as Tbingi protein. The record is from RefSeq and is a predicted model, not a curated record. The transcript has a single exon. NCBI's taxonomy places the organism in Eukaryota, Euglenozoa, Kinetoplastea, Trypanosomatida, Trypanosomatidae. The coding region runs from base 1 to 906 and encodes 301 amino acids. Gene Ontology annotation, molecular function: nucleic acid binding; RNA-DNA hybrid ribonuclease activity.